Messenger RNA from Zasmidium cellare ATCC 36951, 612 nucleotides. RefSeq lists its product as uncharacterized. Gene Ontology annotation, biological process: cytoplasmic translation. The record is from RefSeq and is a predicted model, not a curated record. Gene Ontology annotation, cellular component: cytosolic large ribosomal subunit; ribosome. The transcript has 3 exons. The coding region runs from base 1 to 612 and encodes 203 amino acids. NCBI's taxonomy places the organism in Eukaryota, Fungi, Ascomycota, Dothideomycetes, Mycosphaerellales, Mycosphaerellaceae. Gene Ontology annotation, molecular function: RNA binding; structural constituent of ribosome.
AUGGGUGCCCACAAGUACCUCGAGGAGCUUCAAAAGAAGAAGCAGUCCGAUGUGAUGCGCUUCUUGCUCCGUGUGCGCUGCUGGGAGCUCCGCCAACUCAAUGUCAUCCACCGCGCCUCCCGCCCAUCCCGCCCCGACAAGGCCCGCCGCCUGGGAUACAAGACUAAGCAGGGCUAUGUCAUCUACCGCGUGCGUGUGCGCCGUGGUGGCCGCAAGAGGCCAGUGCCAAAGGGUGCUACCUACGGCAAGCCUACCAACCAGGGUGUGAACCAGCUCAAGUACCAGCGUUCGCUCAAGUCGACCGCUGAGGAGCGUGUCGGCCGCCGUGCCGCCAACUUGCGCGUGCUCAACAGCUACUGGAUCAACCAGGACAGCACCUACAAGUACUACGAGGUCAUUCUCGUCGACCCCCAGCACAAGGCCAUCCGCCGCGACCCCCGCAUCAACUGGAUCGUCAACCCCGUCCACAAGCACCGCGAGAGCCGCGGUCUCACCGCGACCGGCAAGAAGAGCAGAGGUCUCAACAAGGGCCACCGCUACAACAACACCAAGGCCGGUCGUCGUCACACCUGGAAGCGACAGAACACCCUGUCGCUCUGGCGCUAUAGAUAG